GCUGCGGCGCUAGAGGACCCAUGGCGACCUUGAAGCUCUCAGUUUGCAUCUUGAGUCGCAUAGCACACGUACCACCACUAACACCACGAUGGCCAUGGAUGGACUCCGCAAGAGCGCGUCGUCGCGCAACCUGAGCCAGCUCGCGCAGCAGCUGCGAGGACUCGAACCCGCGACGCCAGCCAAGCCGCAAGUGCAGCGACCGCCGCGCCAUACCAACGUGCCCACCCGGGAGAUUGCGCAGCUCACACAGUCGCUCCGCGUCCGUGCAUGA
Saprolegnia parasitica CBS 223.65 is the source of this 271-nucleotide messenger RNA. RefSeq lists its product as hypothetical. Lineage: Eukaryota; Oomycota; Saprolegniomycetes; Saprolegniales; Saprolegniaceae. The transcript is spliced from 2 exons. The record is from RefSeq and is a predicted model, not a curated record. Bases 89 to 271 code for a protein of 60 amino acids.